Clupea harengus (Atlantic herring) is the source of this 2873-nucleotide messenger RNA. RefSeq names its product GDP dissociation inhibitor 2 (gene gdi2). The record is from RefSeq and is a predicted model, not a curated record. Gene Ontology annotation, molecular function: Rab GDP-dissociation inhibitor activity. Gene Ontology annotation, cellular component: cytoplasm. Gene Ontology annotation, biological process: vesicle-mediated transport; small GTPase-mediated signal transduction; protein transport. NCBI's taxonomy places the organism in Eukaryota, Metazoa, Chordata, Actinopteri, Clupeiformes, Clupeidae.
UACACGUUUCCUUUGCGCGGCUGACGGAUAGACUAGCUCCUCCCCUGCCGUGCGGCGGACCCGCUUGACGUUGCAAAGCAGCCCUUUCAUUCCUACUCUACGAGAUCUCCAUUUUCUUCGACCCGAGACACGGGAAAAGCGGGUGAUUAUCUAGGAAAAUGAAUGAAGAAUACGACGUCAUUGUUCUGGGGACCGGCCUGACGGAAUGCAUCCUGUCAGGUAUCAUGUCCGUGAAGGGGAAGAAGGUGUUGCACAUGGAUCGGAACUCCUACUAUGGUGGAGAGAGCGCUUCCAUUACACCCCUGGAGGAUCUCUACAAACGCUUCAGUAUGCCAGGCAGCCCACCUGAGUCGAUGGGGAAGGGCCGUGACUGGAAUGUGGAUCUCAUCCCCAAGUUUCUCAUGGCCAACGGCCAACUGGUGCGCAUGCUGCUCAUUACCCAAGUGACACGCUACCUGGACUUCAAGGUGAUCGAGGGCAGCUUCGUCUACAAGAAGGGCAGCAUCUACAAGGUGCCUUCCACUGAGACCGAGGCCCUCGCCUCCAGUCUAAUGGGUCUCUUUGAGAAGAGGCGGUUCCGGAAGUUCCUCGUCUACGUGGCCAACUUUGAUGAGAAUGACCCCAAGACCAUGGAAGGUGUCGACCCCAAAAAGUCCACCAUGCGUGAUGUUUACAAGAAGUUUGACCUGGGCCAAGAUGUAGUGGACUUCACUGGCCAUGCCCUUGCUCUCUACCGCACAGACGAAUACCUGGACCUGCCGUGCGUUGACACCAUCCACAGGAUCAAGCUGUACAGCGAGUCUCUGGCGCGCUAUGGAAAGAGUCCCUACCUGUACCCCCUGUAUGGCCUCGGAGAGCUGCCCCAGGGUUUCGCCAGACUAAGUGCCAUCUAUGGAGGAACCUACAUGUUGAACAAGCCCAUAGAGGAGAUCGUUGUGGAGAACGGAAAGGUGGUCGGCGUGAAAUCCGAGGGAGAGAUUGCUCGCUGUAAGCAGCUGAUCUGUGACCCCAGCUACUUAAUGGAGCGGGCCAAAAAGGUGGGCCAGGUGAUUCGACUCAUCUGCAUCAUGAACCACCCCAUCAAGAACACCAGCGACGCCAACUCCUGCCAGAUCAUCAUCCCCCAGAACCAGGUCAACAGGAAACACGACAUCUAUGUGUGUAUGAUCUCGUACGCACACAACGUGGCAGCGCAGGGCAAGUACGUGGCCAUCAUCAGCACCACAGUGGAGACCAACGACCCUGAGAAGGAGGUCAAACCUGCACUGGACCUCCUGGAGCCCAUUGAGCAAAAGUUUGUGAGCAUCAGUGACCUGCAUGAACCAACUGAUAUGGGAACUGAUAGCCAGGUCUUCAUCUCGCGCACCUACGACGCCACCACCCACUUUGAGACCACCUGUGACGACAUCAAGGACAUCUACCGGCGCAUGACGGGCACGGAAUUUGACUUUGCUGAAAUGGAGCGCAAGCAGAACGACAUCUUCGGCGAUGCCGCUGACCAGUAGGGGGAGCUAGCGGGCCAGAUUGCCCAAACGAGGCGUUAUAAUCUCCAGUUAAAAAAAUAAUGCAACAGAAAUAAAAAAACAAAUGUAAACAAAACAAACCGACAACCAACCAAAAGAAAUGGGCUAGCUAAUGAUCCAGAGUAUUUUUUUUUUAUUCUCUCUUUUUGCCCUUAUAAAAAAGUUUCAGAUACUCAGUUACAAAUUUAGCAUUCUGCUUUGGGAGAGGGUUGGGUGACAUCAGAUUAUUUCCAAUCAGGGGGAGAGAGCACUGAUCUGGAAUGAUGGGAUAAUGUUUGGGGGGGAAAAAGCUCGCUCUCUCUUUGUCUUUCUGGCUCGCUCUCUCUCUCUGAUGCCAAAUAACCAGCGGUAUUAUCAAGUCUUAUGACCACACCUACCAGUACUUAUACACUCACAGUGGCAAAGAGAGGGAGGUAGAGAGAGAGAGAGAGAGAGAGAGAGAGAGAAGGGUCUGUGUCAUUGGUUUGUAAAGGAGAGAGAGGAGACGGUCUGCAAAAACUGAAUAUGCCCCCCCGCUUAUGGUGAACUGUGAGUUGAUGUGCGUCUGUGUGACGUGUGUUUGUGUGUGUGUGUGUGUGUGUGUGUGUGUGUGUGUGCGUGCCUGUUGUAGAGGUAAUGUUAGUUCCGCGCUUUCUCUUCUCGCUUCAGGAUGUCAUGAAUGUCACCCCUGAACCCCGUUUAAAAAAAAAAUAAAAAAAUCACUGAAUUCUCUGAUUUGAAUCUUGUUCGGCAUACAGUUCUACAUUCAGUUACCAAUCAGAAAUAACACACUGCAGCAACCAUUGCAGGGUUGUGAGGCGGUCCGUUGCAGUUUGCCCAUUGAUUUAGAGGACGAAUCAAAACAGCCAGUCACAGCUACUUAAAAACUGCUUGCAUCAUGUUAUCGCAGCAACCCCGAAAAGCUGUCGCCAGAGCUCUGUCGCAUUUCGAGUUUGAUUGACACCUCGCUUUCUGCCUCCGCAGCUCGCUUCCACAGAGGCAAAACCUUGUCAUUGGACAGAGCUGCAAACAAGCACUUACACAGCUUGCACAGUUUGGUGUGUGUGUGUGUGUGUGUGUGUGUGUGUGUGUGUGUGUACUGCCAGAGUGUACUCUCUUCCUAGACACCCAAACAGAAGUUUGAAGGGGGGAGGGGGGGGGCAUGGGGGCAGAUGUGGUGGCUGAGUUGUGCUGUAAUAUCUGUGUUGUGUUUAGAAAGGACCAAACGUCGCCUGCAGUAUUGACUUGACAGGAGCCCUGUGGGGAGGCAUUUAGUGUUUUUAAGAGAACCGUUAAAAAGCUCAAUGUUGUACUUACAGGGCUCAAAUGAUUUCUGUACUGCUAAAUAAACAUGAACUUGUGGGAAAAAAA